Pistacia vera is the source of this 483-nucleotide messenger RNA. Its product is annotated as NADH dehydrogenase [ubiquinone] 1 beta subcomplex subunit 3-B-like. The annotation marks the transcript as partial. Gene Ontology annotation, cellular component: mitochondrion. The record is from RefSeq and is a predicted model, not a curated record. Lineage: Eukaryota; Viridiplantae; Streptophyta; Magnoliopsida; Sapindales; Anacardiaceae. The transcript has 2 exons. Gene Ontology annotation, biological process: mitochondrial respiratory chain complex I assembly; electron transport chain.
AGUGAGAGGAAGAAGAGAAGAGUUGCGAAGUUGUUGAAAAAAAUGGGACACACUGGCGAGUUUUUCAAGAGAAGGGACCAGUGGAGGAGGCAUCCAUUGUUGACCAGCAAUCUCCGCCAAGCCACUCCCGGUUUGGGCAUCGCUCUUGUUGCUUUUGGAAUCUACCUUGUUGGUGAACAAGUCUACAACAGAUUCAUCGCUCCUUCUCCCUCUCAUUCUGAAUACCAUCACCAGUCUCCUGCUUCAUCUUCUCAUUGAUUGAUGGCUGAGAGGGCAGAUGUCGCCAAGGUCAGAGAUUGCUUGAACCUGUUUCGAUUUCCCGCUUCAUGGUUUGAUUUAAUAAGUACAUAGUUGGCAUGUUCUACCAAUAGUUAUUUUGUUUCACAACUUUGAAUGUAUGACUACUUGUAUGUUUUCUAUAGAUGUUAUAUUUCCUCUGUUAAUGUGGUAGUCCUUUAAUCUAAUAAGAAGUUUCUUCAUAUC